ACCCUUUCAAAUUUUCCAUAGAGACUUUGUGGAUGGGAAGGCCCCCAUUGUUGACUGUGGGAGAGAUUCUAUACACAUAUACAAGAGGUGUCAUUUUCUGUGAGCGCGACUUACGAUACAAAGUAAAGCGUGGCUGAGAGUGUUGAGUGAUGAUGGUCGUUAGAAAGAUUCUCAGUGCUUUGCCUUCAACGCUCUUUCCUUCUCUCACUCAAUCAUUGCAAGCGUCUUCGUUCUGAUAUCGUGUGAAGAAGAAUGAACAUUGGUAGAGCUAGAGAGAGAAAGUAGAGAGAGAGACAGGGAGAGAGAUUUGUGUAAUUUUGUAUGAACAUGGCAAAUUAUCCCAUCCCUUCAACCUCAAAGUGGUCCACUCCAAUUAAUACUCUGAUGCCCAUCCUUAUCCUGCACUCUCUCCCUUCCUCUUAUCCUACGCGCCCAUCUCUCUUUUCUUUCCUCUAACCCCCAGCUAACAAACCCAACAACAUUGCCAACCAAAAAGAGAAAUUCCGAAAUUUUAAUUUAAUCAAACAACAGACAUGUCUGCAGCUGUUUCAGCUUCAGGGGUUUGGAGCAGAGAAGAAGAGAAAGCUUUCGAGAAUGCCAUUGCUUUGCACUGGGCAGAGGAGGACUCAAAAGAGCAAUGGGACAAGAUUGCUUCAAUGGUUCCUACCAAAACCAUUGAAGAGUUGAAGCAACACUACCAACUACUUGUAGAGGAUGUGAGUGCAAUUGAGGCUGGACACAUACCGCUUCCUACUUAUACUGGAGAGGAAGCAUCAAUAUCAUCAUCAUCUACCAAGGACAACCAUGGGGUCGCCGCCACCGACAAGCGAUCCAAUUGUCAUAAUGGAAGUGGGUUCUUGGGGUUAGGCCAUGACUCCACUGGACAAGGUGGGAGAGGAGGAUCGAGGUCGGACCAAGAACGGCGCAAAGGAAUUCCAUGGACAGAAGAAGAGCACAGGUUGUUUUUGCUUGGUCUUGACAAGUUUGGGAAAGGGGAUUGGAGAAGCAUUUCAAGAAAUUUUGUGAUAUCAAGGACUCCUACACAAGUGGCAAGCCAUGCCCAAAAGUACUUCAUUCGAUUGAACUCAAUGAACAGAGACAGGAGGAGAUCCAGCAUUCAUGACAUUACCAGUGUGAACAAUGGAGGAGAUGUUUCAAUUCAUCAGGCGCCAAUUACCGGCCAACAGACCAACCCAAAUCCCACGAAUGCAGCGCCUGCAAUUGGAACGGCUGUAAAGCAGAGGCUUCAGCAGCCAAAUAUGCCGACGGGUCUGGGCAUGUAUGGUGCACCAAUAGGACAUCCAGUUGCUGCUGCUCCGGGGCAUAUGCCGUCGGCAGUUGGGACUCCUGUUAUGCUUCCUCCUGGACACCCACCCCCCUACGUUGUGCCACUUGCAUACCCAAUGGCACCGCCCACAAUGCAACAAUAACAACGGUCCCUCUCUCUCUCUCUCUCUCUCUCAUUCUCUUUCUCUCUCAUCUGUGCUUAAUUCAUGCACAUGGAAGUGAACUAAGACGGACCAACACCCCCACAGGGAGGCUAAUUUCUAAAGAACAAGGGCACGAGUCUGCUCUGUUCUAAUCAAAUCGUGUUAACUAGUCAUUCUAUCUUAUAACUGCAUUUACAUUGGUGUAUGUGCCACAAUCAAAUAAUGGGCUUCAUCUCUUAGUAUAAAUGUACCUAAUCAAGGUCUUUGAA
Messenger RNA from Cornus florida, 1699 nucleotides. RefSeq names its product transcription factor MYBS1. Bases 534 to 1430 code for a protein of 298 amino acids. Gene Ontology annotation, molecular function: DNA binding. The transcript has 2 exons. Lineage: Eukaryota; Viridiplantae; Streptophyta; Magnoliopsida; Cornales; Cornaceae. The record is from RefSeq and is a predicted model, not a curated record.